Trichobilharzia szidati is the source of this 4368-nucleotide messenger RNA. NCBI's taxonomy places the organism in Eukaryota, Metazoa, Platyhelminthes, Trematoda, Strigeidida, Schistosomatidae. The record is from the annotation of a GenBank genome assembly.
AUGAAAAUGUCUGCUUCGUGGGAAGCCGAAAAGUCUUCAUCAAAUGCUAUUCCAAGACUUUGUAGUCUUAGUUUGGUACAAAUAAUAUUGGAUAGGCCUAUUGAACCAGAAUGCGCUAACACAGGAUUUUAUGUUGUUGUUCGUAUGCGAGGUACAGCUCGUCGAGUUUUACGAUCACCUGAAAUCACCCUUAUUUGUUCAAAAGCUCCACAGCCUCAAGUUGUUUCAACAAAUGCGCAUUCUAACAAUUUGUCUACCAACCCAAAUGAAGUCAGUUAUAGUGAAUCAACCGGCCAACCUUGUACUAAUUCCAGUUUGAAUGCUUCCAUGCCUAGUGGUGGUGGCGGCGGCUCAGUUCUUAUCGAUUUCACAUGCAAUAUUCAGUACUCACACCUUCUGACACGAGAUUCUAAUACAUUGCAAAUUCUACUUCAGCGUCGUAAAAAGUACAAAAGUAAAGCAAUGAAUUUAGGAUACAAAACAUUAGCUUACUGCAAUGUGAAUCUCGCUCAAGUAUUACAACGUCGUAUUGAAAAUCGAUUUUUAGAUUUAUACACCGAUCCGAAAUGCUCUACUCUUCCAGUUGGUCGAAUUGAAGUUUUAUACUUAUCAAGUUCUCCGAUUGAAAAAGAUUUAUUGAAUGGAAAACGUAAAGUUGUUGACGAGGAUGAAGAUUAUCCACUACCAGAUGUCUACAGUGAACAAGAUGAUUCAGAUCACGGAGAGGAGAGUGAUGAGGAUCAAAUGGCUGAAUGUGAAAUAGUUGGGCAUAGUCGUCAAAAAAAGCUUGUUAAAGCUAUGUCUGUUGGUCAAAAACAGAUUAAACAAAAACUAAUUGGUUUAUUGAAGAAAUUAAAAAUAGGUGAUCCGAAUGAGGUUGAUUUAGACGUGGCGGCUACAUCAAAACUAUGGGAUGAAAUUGAUCGUAUGGCAACAGUUAGUGAUAUAGAAGAGGAUUCAGAUGCUGAAAGUAUCAAUUUAGUGUCAAUUCAAAGUACACCACGUCCAACUCUUCGACCAUUUUUUGCUACAGCUGGUAGUUCAGAUGAUACUUUGAGUGCGGAUGCUGGUGCUAAACUUCUAAAACGUUUACAGAGAGAAUUACUUGCUCAAAGUGAAACGGAUACAUCUCCAGAUACUAUACAAUUACGCUCUAUGUUAGCAUCUGUUGGUAAAUCUGUUAACCUUCAAAAACCUUUUGGAAAAUCAGUUGAUAAAUCUGCUGGUCUAUUCCAUUUAGACCAUAGUUCCCCACAAUUACAACCACCGUCGAGUUCAUCGACAAUCACAUAUACUGAUACUGCCCCAUUGCAAUCCAAUGAUUCUUCACGUAUUCAAAGAGGUGGUGGUAGCGGUCAUGGUAUGAGUUUAGCUGGUGGACGAUUCGCGAAACGUUUUGCACACAUUCGACGAAGAUCAAAUACAAACUCUUCAACUAAACAAAUUUUUGGAGUAUCUAGAUCUAGUAAACCUAGUUAUAUUCAUAAUUCUGAAGCAACUGUUCAAGAAAUGAGUAAUAUCCCAUUAGAAAGCGAAUCAUCCGACGAUCAUUCCCCAACUGAUGCUGGUUUGGAACUUUCUUCUCUACGUGGUCAGAAUUCAGUUUUUGAGCAUAUUGGUUUGCAUGAUUCUGAUUUAUCUGAGGUGUUGUCUGCAGUGUGUUCUACUCCAGACGCUAGCCGUACCCAUUGUUCAAGAGAUCGAGGUGUUUCAGAUGGAAAUCUUAAUUUCAGUAUUGAUGAGAAUAGAGUACAAGAGAAGCUUUUAACCAAUUCCAUAUCGGAUUUUACAAAUGGUGGUAUUAAGUAUUCAGAAGCAUAUUCACACUGUGCAGACAUAAACCGUUUGAAGCAGAUUUCUACGGAGCCUAAUAUAUCCGAUAUUGAAAAAUUAGCCAAUGUCACAUUUAUCGUCAGUGGUCAUGAAAAAUCUGGAAAACUUAUACAUGAUUUACUAUCUGAAUUGAAUUUACGUUUAAUUAGUGUUAAUUCAUUCAGUGAAAUGCGAACAGUAUUUACACGUUUAGCUAAUGAAUCAUCACAAAGUCAUACACGAAGAAUAUUAGAAGAUGGUGAUUGCAUUAAAGUUUGUAUACUUGGCGGUAAUCAACUUAUUAACUUGGUUCUACGUGCAUAUGUUGAUCAGCUGAGUUGUAGAUCAACAGAAUUAGCUACAUCAUUUCGUUUUUUUAUUAUACCAAUUGAUGGAGUUAAUAAAUUGUUGCAUGCAACAUUAUCAUCAUCAUCAUUGUCAUCAACAUCACCUUAUUAUGAUCAAAUCAAUUCAAUGAAAAAUGGUGUUCAGAGAAAUUCUUCAUUUGGUGGAGGACAACAGAAUAUAAAUGACUCACCAUCCAAUCAGCUUAAUCUGAAUGAUUCGAAUUCUGGUCGUACUUCACUGCCAUCCAUUCAAACGACAAAUUAUUUCAAUAAUUUGUUCGCUUAUCAUCUUUGUCAAAUUGAUCCCAUCUAUGGAAAGUUAUUCAAGGAGUUAUGCGAUGAAUCUGGAUCUAUUGAUCAUUCUGAUCAUAAUACAAAUGUAUCGAAUUUAACAAAUAAAGAGUAUCUUUCAGUCAUCAGAUUAGAAUUAUUGAAUCGUAUUAUCCGAUAUGUGAUAGGUAGUCGAAAUAUGCACACUUUUCCUAUUGGUGCAUGCCUUCUUGGCUCAUCAAAACAUACUAAUACUAACAAUAGUAAUACAUCAACAAGUGGAAGUAAAAUUCAAAAAUCACUAACAACUGAUUGUAGUACUACUACUACAUCUGGGAAUACCUCAUCGACAAAUUCAAAUAUUACAAAUCAGUUAAGUCAUGGUGUAUUAGAUCAAGGCGCUAGUCAUUCAGAGGGAACAUCUUGUUUAGCUAAAGGAAGCAGUGUUGCAGACGCUCCAACGCAUAGUGAAGAAAUGGUUAUUCCAUUCAUUUUAAAUGUUCGUCUUGGCAAUUGUUCUGCAUUAGCCUAUCCUGGAUUAUCAGUAUCUCUUCCAAUGCAUCCUAAAACCCAACAACAACAACAACAGCUGGGAAAAUCAUUGACUGGAGAUAAUUCAGCCUCAUCACAAUCUCCUAAUUCAACGACUGUAGCCAACAUAAGUGCUACUGAAUUAGAUUCAAAAACACCCAGUGACCCAGAACAAUCACAUACAAAACGUAAUAUUAGUCCUGAAUCAACAUCACAUGGUACAUUCACUUCACCACGAAUACGUCGUAACUUUUCAUUGUCAUUUCGAUCUUCAAAAAAACUGCGUAAAAGAAAAUCUUCAUGGACAGAUGGAGCUAAUAGUAGCAAUACUACUAUUAUUAAUAAUAAUAAUAGUAAUAAUGGUAGUACAAAUAUCAGUAAUGUACUACUACACGGAUCACACUCAUCCACUCAAAGAUGUGGUCAAUCACCUGUAUUUGGUUCAGAUCAACGACUUUGGGAUAUACAAGUGGAAUAUUGGUCUAUACCUAGUCAUACUACUACUACAACUACUACUUCAUCGAACUCCAGUACUCAAAGUAACCAAGUUAAUACAGUGUCUGGUAGUGCUAGUAAUACUAUUGUUCCUUGUCCUAUAAGUCCACCAAGUACAACAUCUGAUACUGUUUCACCUCCUCGACGCUCUACUCUCAAAACUGUAUCCCCUGGGCUAGUUGUUACAAUAGACUCGUCAAUUUCUGCUGCGAGUCAUACUGCAUCUCCUCUACGUAGUGGUGAUAUAUUCGGUGUUGGUACAGAACCUAAUUCCAGCAGUGUAGUACACUCACCACUUCGUCAUACACCAUUUAAUCUUAGUCAAACGCAUUCUCAGCAUUUAGUUCUUGGAUUAUGGACAAAAGAGAAAAAACAGAAAAUUAUGCUUAUUGGUCGUAAAGGUAAAGGAUUCAGUUGUCGUUAUGAAUUAAUCAAUGGUAUACAACGUCUUCUAUGCACUGGACGUGGUUGUAAUUUUCAUAGUACUAGUUUAUCCACCACUAGUACAACUGGUGGUGGUGGUGGCGCUAUUGGUACAGAACGUACAAAAGAUACUGAAUCUAGUCAACGUAAUGCAUCAAGUAUCUUUUCAUCAUCAGUAGAUUCAUCCAAUACUCCACCGUCGUCUGUUGAAGGUAAAGCUUCAAGUUCAAUCUCUGCAUUAGGAUUAGCUCUAACUGGAGGCGGUGGUGGUGGUGGUGGUGGAAGCGGCGGCGGCGGCAGUAAUUCAGGCUUUGGGAUUAACACAGCUAAUACUCUGAUGCGAGUUUCAAUUGACGGUGUUGAAUGGACAAAUUUAAAAUUCUUCCAAAUCACUCCUGUCUGGCGUACACAUGUGAAAUUUUUCCCUGUUGCCCUUUUAAAUACACCAAUAAUUGGCGGAGAUACAGCGACAGUGGCUUCGGUGAGAUGA